This is a messenger RNA of Arctia plantaginis, 6033 nucleotides long. Lineage: Eukaryota; Metazoa; Arthropoda; Insecta; Lepidoptera; Erebidae. The record is from the annotation of a GenBank genome assembly.
AUGUUCAUAGAAGAUAUUAAAAAUGAUUUCUACAAUGUACUUCUCGGGAACAGGGUCUUACUGCUAGUUCAUUACGACGUAGACGCUAUAUGCACUUGUAAAAUACUGCAGGGAUUGUUUAAAUGCGAUAACGUAUCAUAUACUCUAGUGCCGGUGGGGGGUAUUUCGGAGUUGAAGCAGGCUUACGAAGAAAAUAAUGAAGAAAUAAAGUAUGUAGUGUUAAUAAACUGUGGUGGGACUAUAGACCUGGUUGAUAUUCUGCAGCCCGAGGAGGAUGUGGUGUUUUUCGUACUAGACGCUCACAAGCCUACUGAUGUGUGUAAUGUCUAUAGUGAUGGCCAGGUAAGGCUUGUGUAUAAAGAUGAUGAAGAAAACAUUCCUAACUAUGAUGAUAUAUUCAGAGAUGAUGAUGAAGAUGAGAAUGAAACUCAAGAGAGUGGCCAUGAAGGACUGGAAGCUAUGGUGGAACGCCGCCGAGAGAGGAGGGCCUGGGAAGACAGAAGAAAUAAUCUUAUGUUCAAUUAUAUACAAUUCUCUUAUUACGGGAAGCCUAGCGCGUGUAUAGCGGUCGAGUUAGCUUGGCGCGUGUCCCGGUGCGGUUGGGCGGCGGUGUGGGCGGCCAGCGUGGCGGCCGCCGCGCAGACCGCGCUGCACUCGCGGACUCAGGCUGCCGCCCUACUGGACGCCGACUCCUUGCACCGACACCUGCCACCUGAGCAUUCACAGACGGGAGCGCGGGUGUGCUUGGAGAAGGACGCGUGCCUGCCGCUGUACCGGCGCUGGUCGCUGGAGGCGGCGCUGCGCCACGCGCCGGCGCUGGCGCCGCACCUGCGCCUGCACACGCUCGCCGGACACGCGCGACUGCGACAGCUACUGGCCGAUUGUGGGAUCCCCCUUCAACAAGCUCGUCAAGCUUACCGUUCGAUGGAUGUAGAACUUCGCCAUUCCUUGUUGACAGCACUAGAAACUGCUGCCCCGAAACAUAAGCUACCGAUUCCAACUCACACAACCUUUUUGCUCCAACGACCACAUUCUCCGACGCUAGCGGCAAUGGACGACGUGUACGCAAUCAUGGGACUCAUAGAACACGAAACGACUCCAAAGGGCGAAGGAUUUCAACUCGCGUUGUCAGUGCUAGACAUUGAGAGCGGAGAGAAUGAAAGUCGUCGACUGGGUUCUCUUUCGGCUCAAAGAGCCUUGGAAGCCGUCGGGAGGGUCGUACACGCCACUCUCAGCGGGAAGAAGCUUCACCUCGCCGGACCCUUUAGUUAUUUUAUCAUACCAGAGGGCACCCCGGAGGCGCAGGUGGUGAAGGGCCCGCUGUGGCUGGGCGUGGCGGCGCGGUGGGCCAGCGCGGCCAGCGGCGGGGCGCGCGCGCUCGUGGCCAGCGCGCCGCACGGGGACCGCGCCUGCCUGCUGCUGGGCGUGCCGCCGCGCUACUCGCAGGAGCCGCGCAAGUCAGUACACACACACUCGCCCCUGUGGCUCGUACACACUGGGGACUGGGGACCGCGCCUGCCUGCUGCUGGGCGUGCCGCCGCGCUACUCGCAGGAGCCGCGCAAGUCAGUACACACACACUCGCCCCUGUGGCUCGUACACACUGGGGACUGGGGACCGCGCCUGCCUGCUGCUGGGCGUGCCGCCGCGCUACUCGCAGGAGCCGCGCAAGUCAGUACACACACACUCGCCCCUGUGGCUCGUACACACUGGGGACUGGGGACCGCGCCUGCCUGCUGCUGGGCGUGCCGCCGCGCUACUCGCAGGAGCCGCGCAAGUCAGUACACACACACUCGCCCCUGUGGCUCGUACACACUGGGGACUGGGGACCGCGCCUGCCUGCUGCUGGGCGUGCCGCCGCGCUACUCGCAGGAGCCGCGCAAGUCAGUACACACACACUCGCCCCUGUGGCUCGUACACACUGGGGACUGGGGACCGCGCCUGCCUGCUGCUGGGCGUGCCGCCGCGCUACUCGCAGGAGCCGCGCAAGUCAGUACACACACACUCGCCCCUGUGGCUCGUACACACUGGGGACUGGGGACCGCGCCUGCCUGCUGCUGGGCGUGCCGCCGCGCUACUCGCAGGAGCCGCGCAAGUCAGUACACACACACUCGCCCCUGUGGCUCGUACACACUGGGGACUGGGGACCGCGCCUGCCUGCUGCUGGGCGUGCCGCCGCGCUACUCGCAGGAGCCGCGCAAGUCAGUACACACACACUCGCCCCUGUGGCUCGUACACACUGGGGACUGGGGACCGCGCCUGCCUGCUGCUGGGCGUGCCGCCGCGCUACUCGCAGGAGCCGCGCAAGUCAGUACACACACACUCGCCCCUGUGGCUCGUACACACUGGGGACUGGGGACCGCGCCUGCCUGCUGCUGGGCGUGCCGCCGCGCUACUCGCAGGAGCCGCGCAAGUCAGUACACACACACUCGCCCCUGUGGCUCGUACACACUGGGGACUGGGGACCGCGCCUGCCUGCUGCUGGGCGUGCCGCCGCGCUACUCGCAGGAGCCGCGCAAGUCAGUACACACACACUCGCCCCUGUGGCUCGUACACACUGGGGACUGGGGACCGCGCCUGCCUGCUGCUGGGCGUGCCGCCGCGCUACUCGCAGGAGCCGCGCAAGUCAGUACACACACACUCGCCCCUGUGGCUCGUACACACUGGGGACUGGGGACCGCGCCUGCCUGCUGCUGGGCGUGCCGCCGCGCUACUCGCAGGAGCCGCGCAAGUCAGUACACACACACUCGCCCCUGUGGCUCGUACACACUGGGGACUGGGGACCGCGCCUGCCUGCUGCUGGGCGUGCCGCCGCGCUACUCGCAGGAGCCGCGCAAGUCAGUACACACACACUCGCCCCUGUGGCUCGUACACACUGGGGACUGGGGACCGCGCCUGCCUGCUGCUGGGCGUGCCGCCGCGCUACUCGCAGGAGCCGCGCAAGGCAGUACACACACACUCGCCCCUGUGGCUCGUACACACUGGGGACUGGGGACCGCGCCUGCCUGCUGCUGGGCGUGCCGCCGCGCUACUCGCAGGAGCCGCGCAAGUCAGUACACACACACUCGCCCCUGUGGCUCGUACACACUGGGGACUGGGGACCGCGCCUGCCUGCUGCUGGGCGUGCCGCCGCGCUACUCGCAGGAGCCGCGCAAGUCAGUACACACACACUCGCCCCUGUGGCUCGUACACACUGGGGACUGGGGACCGCGCCUGCCUGCUGCUGGGCGUGCCGCCGCGCUACUCGCAGGAGCCGCGCAAGUCAGUACACACACACUCGCCCCUGUGGCUCGUACACACUGGGGACUGGGGACCGCGCCUGCCUGCUGCUGGGCGUGCCGCCGCGCUACUCGCAGGAGCCGCGCAAGGCAGUACACACACACUCGCCCCUGUGGCUCGUACACACUGGGGACUGGGGACCGCGCCUGCCUGCUGCUGGGCGUGCCGCCGCGCUACUCGCAGGAGCCGCGCAAGUCAGUACACACACACUCGCCCCUGUGGCUCGUACACACUGGGGACUGGGGACCGCGCCUGCCUGCUGCUGGGCGUGCCGCCGCGCUAGUCGCAGGAGCCGCGCAAGUCAGUACACACACACUCGCCCCUGUGGCUCGUACACACUGGGGACUGGGGACCGCGCCUGCCUGCUGCUGGGCGUGCCGCCGCGCUACUCGCAGGAGCCGCGCAAGUCAGUACACACACACUCGCCCCUGUGGCUCGUACACACUGGGGACUGGGGACCGCGCCUGCCUGCUGCUGGGCGUGCCGCCGCGCUACUCGCAGGAGCCGCGCAAGUCAGUACACACACACUCGCCCCUGUGGCUCGUACACACUGGGGACUGGGGACCGCGCCUGCCUGCUGCUGGGCGUGCCGCCGCGCUACUCGCAGGAGCCGCGCAAGUCAGUACACACACACUCGCCCCUGUGGCUCGUACACACUGGGGACUGGGGACCGCGCCUGCCUGCUGCUGGGCGUGCCGCCGCGCUACUCGCAGGAGCCGCGCAAGUCAGUACACACACACUCGCCCCUGUGGCUCGUACACACUGGGGACUGGGGACCGCGCCUGCCUGCUGCUGGGCGUGCCGCCGCGCUACUCGCAGGAGCCGCGCAAGUCAGUACACACACACUCGCCCCUGUGGCUCGUGCACACUGGGGACUGGGGACCGCGCCUGCCUGCUGCUGGGCGUGCCGCCGCGCUACUCGCAGGAGCCGCGCAAGUCAGUACACACACACUCGCCCCUGUGGCUCGUACACACUGGGGACUGGGGACCGCGCCUGCCUGCUGCUGGGCGUGCCGCCGCGCUACUCGCAGGAGCCGCGCAAGUCAGUACACACACACUCGCCCCUGUGGCUCGUACACACUGGGGACUGGGGACCGCGCCUGCCUGCUGCUGGGCGUGCCGCCGCGCUACUCGCAGGAGCCGCGCAAGUCAGUACACACACACUCGCCCCUGUGGCUCGUACACACUGGGGACUGGGGACCGCGCCUGCCUGCUGCUGGGCGUGCCGCCGCGCUACUCGCAGGAGCCGCGCAAGUCAGUACACACACACUCGCCCCUGUGGCUCGUACACACUGGGGACUGGGGACCGCGCCUGCCUGCUGCUGGGCGUGCCGCCGCGCUACUCGCAGGAGCCGCGCAAGUCAGUACACACACACUCGCCCCUGUGGCUCGUACACACUGGGGACUGGGGACCGCGCCUGCCUGCUGCUGGGCGUGCCGCCGCGCUACUCGCAGGAGCCGCGCAAGUCAGUACACACACACUCGCCCCUGUGGCUCGUACACACUGGGGACUGGGGACCGCGCCUGCCUGCUGCUGGGCGUGCCGCCGCGCUACUCGCAGGAGCCGCGCAAGUCAGUACACACACACUCGCCCCUGUGGCUCGUACACACUGGGGACUGGGGACCGCGCCUGCCUGCUGCUGGGCGUGCCGCCGCGCUACUCGCAGGAGCCGCGCAAGGCAGUACACACACACUCGCCCCUGUGGCUCGUACACACUGGGGACUGGGGACCGCGCCUGCCUGCUGCUGGGCGUGCCGCCGCGCUACUCGCAGGAGCCGCGCAAGGCAGUACACACACACUCGCCCCUGUGGCUCGUACACACUGGGGACUGGGGACCGCGCCUGCCUGCUGCUGGGCGUGCCGCCGCGCUACUCGCAGGAGCCGCGCAAGUCAGUACACACACACUCGCCCCUGUGGCUCGUACACACUGGGGACUGGGGACCGCGCCUGCCUGCUGCUGGGCGUGCCGCCGCGCUACUCGCAGGAGCCGCGCAAGUCAGUACACACACACUCGCCCCUGUGGCUCGUACACACUGGGGACUGGGGACCGCGCCUGCCUGCUGCUGGGCGUGCCGCCGCGCUACUCGCAGGAGCCGCGCAAGGCAGUACACACACACUCGCCCCUGUGGCUCGUACACACUGGGGACUGGGGACCGCGCCUGCCUGCUGCUGGGCGUGCCGCCGCGCUACUCGCAGGAGCCGCGCAAGGCAGUACACACACACUCGCCCCUGUGGCUCGUACACACUGGGGACUGGGGACCGCGCCUGCCUGCUGCUGGGCGUGCCGCCGCGCUACUCGCAGGAGCCGCGCAAGGCAGUACACACACACUCGCCCCUGUGGCUCGUACACACUGGGGACUGGGGACCGCGCCUGCCUGCUGCUGGGCGUGCCGCCGCGCUACUCGCAGGAGCCGCGCAAGGCAGUACACACACACUCGCCCCUGUGGCUCGUACACACUGGGGACUGGGGACCGCGCCUGCCUGCUGCUGGGCGUGCCGCCGCGCUACUCGCAGGAGCCGCGCAAGUCAGUACACACACACUCGCCCCUGUGGCUCGUACACACUGGGGACUGGGGACCGCGCCUGCCUGCUGCUAGUCAUUGCAUUGAGCCAUUUAUUCGGCGCAGCGUUCGAACAGGCGGCUAACAAGUGUGGUGCGUCAGUGUCGCUGGACCACGUGGACUCUUCCAUCAUCUCUCUGCCCAUCGCUCAACGCGCACAAUUCCUGGACGCCCUCACAGCUCUACUAGCGUGA